This is a messenger RNA of Phialemonium atrogriseum, 390 nucleotides long. RefSeq lists its product as uncharacterized. The transcript is spliced from 2 exons. Lineage: Eukaryota; Fungi; Ascomycota; Sordariomycetes; Cephalothecales; Cephalothecaceae. The annotation marks the transcript as partial. The record is from RefSeq and is a predicted model, not a curated record.
GGCUUGAAGAGAAAGGCGCCCGCGUUGGACCUUCAUAUCUGCGCUAAUUGCGAAGAACCGUACACAACCACCGAUAAUUCGGAUACCGCGUGCCAGUUUCACGCAGGUGAGAUGUAUCUAGACAGCGACUCAUCAGUGUGGUACGACCAUGACGAAAAGACCUGGGGAGACCCGGACACGGACUUCAACCGCGAAGAGUAUCCAGAGGGCUUCCUGUGGGACUGUUGUGAGAAGCGCGGAGAUACCAAAGGCUGCACAUCAGCCCGGCAUGAGAUCGUCAGCGGUAAGCGAAGAAAGUACGCAAGAAGUCCCGAUGCCAGCUCAAGCGACCACGAAUCCGAGGAAGGAGAAGGCGAGAGUGAGGACGAUGAAGGGGAGGACGAGGAGUGA